AUUUUCCUUCUUGCCUUCUUGCCUUGUUGGGCUAACGAAGCAAAACCCUAGCACUUGUAUUCUUCCUCAUCCUCUAAAACUCAAAGGCAAAAUCCCAAUCCUCUUCCUCUGAGAUUGGGCUUCUCCAACUUCAAUAGACAUGGCGGACCCACUUGACAUGUCUCUUGACGACCUCAUCAAAUCCAACAAGAAAGGCGCCGGAAAGACCAGGGGUGGCCGGCCUCCUCGAAACUCGGCCCCCGGACCCUCGCGUCGCUUUCGAAAUCGCGCAGCCAAUCGAGCAGCGCCGUACUCGAAGCCGGUUCAAGCUCCUGAUGCAGCUUGGCAGCACGAUAUGUUCGUUGAUGAUGGUGCAGUUUUCCCGGCAUCGGCUCCUCGAGCUUCUUCCAUAGAGACUGGGACCAAGCUUUACAUUUCAAACUUGGAUUAUGGUGUUUCUAAUGAAGAUAUCAAGGAGCUAUUUGCAGAGGUCGGUGACCUAAAACGAUAUGCAAUUCAUUACGACAGGAGUGGAAGAUCAAAGGGAACUGCAGAAGUUGUAUUUUCUCGAAGAACAGAUGCUUUGGCAGCUGUCAAGAGAUACAAUGGGGUUCAGUUAGAUGGAAAGCCAAUGAAAAUUGAGAUUGUUGGGACAAAUAUUGCAACUCCUGCUGCUGUUCUCCCUCCAGCUACAAAUGGCACAUUUUCAAAUCAAAAUGGUGCUGCUAGAAGUGGCCAAGGAAGAGGAGGCAUGGGACGGGGUCGUGGUGGUGGCAGGGGAGCCAGGAGGGGUCGUGGACAGGGUAGAGGUCGUGGUGAAAAGAUAUCUGCAGAUGAUCUUGAUGCAGACUUGGAAAAAUACCACCAGAAAGCAAUGGAAACUGAGUGAUGGCAAUUGUGUUUUGUUUCUCAACUGGCCUUGAAAGCCACUUGCAGUUGCAUUUGGUUCUUUUGACGAUGCUUUAAACUAGCCAUAGCAAACGGGGAUGAUUAUUCAGACAAAAACUGUUGUACUAUCCAAAUGCUACCUUUUUUCAAGGAGGAAAAUGACUCAUGGUCUUGGAUGACUGCCUUAAUUAAGUUUGGAGUGGUGAGCAUCAUCCACUACUAGUGGCUUUUUUAAUUUCAACAUUGUAUCUUGGUUAAUUUACAAUAAUUCCUUGUUUGUUAGAACACCUUAAUGCUUCAUAUCU
This is a messenger RNA of Rubroshorea leprosula, 1172 nucleotides long. The record is from the annotation of a GenBank genome assembly. NCBI's taxonomy places the organism in Eukaryota, Viridiplantae, Streptophyta, Magnoliopsida, Malvales, Dipterocarpaceae.